Vicia villosa (hairy vetch) is the source of this 1452-nucleotide messenger RNA. RefSeq lists its product as uncharacterized. The record is from RefSeq and is a predicted model, not a curated record. The coding region runs from base 1 to 1452 and encodes 483 amino acids. Lineage: Eukaryota; Viridiplantae; Streptophyta; Magnoliopsida; Fabales; Fabaceae. The transcript has 4 exons.
AUGCUUCCAGCUGCCGAGGGAGGUCCGCCCGGACCAGCCUACAAGGAUAUUCUCCGUGCGCAUCAGGCUCAGUUGGACCAUACUCAGGAUCUUCUUCCUCUGUGUCGUCAGAUAGCUGACAGGUGCCUCGGAGCCAUUGCAGAGGGUUUCUUUCCUGAGGGGACUGCUCAUAGGCGUGUGCUGGAGGAUAUGAUCAGGAUGACAGAGAGUGCAUUUAUGUACCGUCGACAUCGAGGCAGGACCUGUGGGACACUUGAUGCCAGGGGUAGAGCCAGCAGAGCCCUUGGUGGACUCAGAGGCGGAGACGGAGCCGGAGGACAUGGCCAGGACGAGAUGAGAAAGUUUUUGGUUCCUAGAACAAAUAUUGAGAAUAUUAAUGUUGUACAACCGGAAGCCGAAGUAGAAGAAACACCACCUAAUGUGGCCAAUGAAUUUAAUUCAUAUGAGAUUAAGGAUGCAGCUUAUUGUUUUUAUUGCUUUCUCUUUAAGCCGCCCGGGAGGGCCGAACACUUUGGUUAUGAAAUCUUCAACAAAGACGAAUUUAAAGAUUGGAAGCAUACAUCUAAAGGCUUCAAAGAUCAUAUUGGUAGUCAUAAUAGUACGCAUAACUCAUGUAUGAAGCACUAUGACAAUUAUAAUAAUCAAAGACAAAGUGUGACAAGUAUCUUUGCUAGAGCAACUACGGAAUCAGAAGAAUUGUAUAAGAUCCGUUUGACUUGUUCUUUAGAUUGUACUAGAUAUCUCAUAGCACAAGGCAUCGCUUUCGGUGGCCAUGAUGAAAGCUCUACUUCUCUAAAUAAGGGAAAUUUUAGAGAGAUGGUGGAUUGGGUAAAAUCUAAUGAUGAAAAAGUGAGAGAUGCUUUUGACCGUGGUCCAAAAAAUUGCACAAUAACUUCCGGUGAAAUUCAAAAGGAGCUUGCAACGUGUUGUGCACAUGAAGUUACCAAGGUGAUUAUGAAAGAGCUUGGUGAAAGAAAAUUCUCUAUGCUUAUUGAUGAGUCGCGUGAUAUAUCUAUCAAAGAGCAAAUGGAGGUGAUGUUGAGGCUCUUGAACGACAAAGGGAAAGUUGUGGAACAAUUUAUUGCUCUAUAUCAUGUCAAAUAUACUACAUCUGAGGCACUAAAAGAUGCUAUUUAUGGUAUUCUUGAUCGUCACACGUUAUCUAUUUCAAGGAUACGAGGGCAAGGAUAUGAUGGGGCUUCAAAUAUGAGAGGUGAAUUUAAUGGUUUGCAAAGAAAGAUUCUAGAUGAAAUCCCUUAUGCUUUCUAUGUCCAUUGUUAUGCUCACCGUUUGCAAUUGGUGGUUGUGUCUGUUGCUAGUAGUUGCUCAUCUAUUCAUGAUUUCUUUGAGUACAUCUCAUUGAUUGUAACCACAACAAAUGCAUCUUGCAAGAUAAGGGAUGCUUUGACGGAGGCAGAACACCAAUAUAUUUUGAAUAGACUUAAGAGGUGA